AUGUCCUCGCACUAUAAGAUCUACUCUUUGAUAAGCUGCCUGUUACUCAUGUCAAGCAUGUUUCCAGUGGUCCAGUCACGUCGAGGUGGGGGAUUUGGGCGUGGUGGGGGUGGCGGAGCUGCCAGACGUGGCGCAUGGGGUGGUGAAAGCGCCGGCCGUGUAGGCUGGGGAGCAGGAGGUGGCCAUCCCCAUCAAGUCCCACCUGUCCAUACUGGUGGCUCAUCUGGACACGGUACAGGAAGAGUAGUGGGGGCAGCUGCAGCUGGAGCAUUGGGGGGCAUGCUGAUCGGACAUGGCCUCAGCUCCAUGGGCCAGCCUGGUUACGGGCACGGAGGCUAUGGAGGGUAUGGACAUGGAUAUGGAUAUGGGCACGGCCACCCUAGACAUGGAGCGCAUGGUGGUGGGCAUUCGGAAAAUUACAAUGAGACAGACAUGGAUUAUUAUACGGGUGCUGCCAGUUCUGGACCCAUUUAUAGCUGUGUAAUGGUCUGUGCAGCUGUGAUGUCAUUCUUAUUUGGCCACUUUCUGUCAUAGGGGCACUUUACUGUGGGUCUUACCCAGAGAUUUUGGGUAUCUAAAUGAAUUUGUCCAACAGAUGCAAUAUUGAAAUGUGCUAUUUGUGAAUUCAUUAAGAGAUUUCAUAACUCUUGACGUGUCAGUGUUAUCACUGCUUUUUACUUUUAUGUUAAAUUGACAGUUGAAUUUACAUAGUUUUAACAUAAGGACUGUAUACAGUGUAACCAAAGGUUUUAUGAGCACAUGCCUGACCCAAAACCCUGUACAUUUUAUUAUAUUUUAGCAUCAGAAGUUUUUUAAAUUGUAAAUUAUUUUCAUAAUGAUAUAUGCACCCUGAAUAGCUACCAUCUCCUCUGUAUGUAAGCAAAUGUAUUUGUAAGUUUAUAGACUGUUUUCUUCUAAAACUGUUUCACCUCCUCAAUGUUUUAAUCUGUUUUCGUUCCUGCCAUUUACGCAAGCAAACAUUCAAAAUAAAACAAGGCUUACGGUAAAUCACAUUAAACUAUUAGAAGCUUGACAAAGCGAUUCGAGCUGAGAACAAAUCUUGUUAAAGAUCUCGGCCGCUGUCUAUCUCACUUCCCCCAGCAUCUUAUUCUCUUAAACCAAUAAGAUUUCAUUACGCUUUCCUGUACCGCAUCCUUAGGUUUCUAUCAGUAUGCAUGUUUAUUUUU
This is a messenger RNA of Paramisgurnus dabryanus, 1187 nucleotides long. The record is from RefSeq and is a predicted model, not a curated record. Lineage: Eukaryota; Metazoa; Chordata; Actinopteri; Cypriniformes; Cobitidae.